GGUGAUCACCUGAUCAGUGUCAGUACAAAAUAAUGUACAAAUACAAAUAUUCUUGUCCUCGUAUCUCGCUCGUGAUGAUUAAAAAUAUGUUGAAUGUGAAAAUUAAAAUAGUGAUACUAUUAUUUUCCAAAUUUACUGCGAUUAAUUUGUGAUAAAAAUAAUUUUGAAACAUGGUUAAUGUAGACGUUGAAUUUUGCGGCACUUGUGGACAUAUUAAUAACUUUAAUGAUAUGAAAGAAGUUGUCUUGGAAAGGGUCCCCGAAGCAAAAGUUUCUGGUAGAGAAGGAAGACAAGGCUCCUUUGAGGUUGAAGUGAAUAAAAUACAAAUCUAUUCAAAGUUGAAAACGAUGGCGUUUCCUGACUUUGAUGAAGUUGCUGAUAUUGUUGAAGAUGUGGCCAAUGGCGGAAAAGUCAGACAAGCUAUCAGACAGCAGCCAAUAUCUUGUUGUAUCCAGUAAAUUCAUCAUUAUAAUUUGUUUUUACAAUAUUCAAUUCAUAUGGUGCUCCAUUGGUGGUGUGGAAUCUCACCUUAAAAUUUGAAUUUAAUAAAAAUCGAGUAAAUUUGAAUCAGUAGAAAAAUAGUAGUUCUUCGAUCAUUAUGACUUUCAGUAUUAGUCAAUCGCUUGCAUUGUAUAAAAUUUAAAUCUACUAUCAAGAUUAAGAUAAAAUAUUGAUUUAAUAAAAUAAUUAUGUACCACCUAA
Nilaparvata lugens (brown planthopper) is the source of this 702-nucleotide messenger RNA. RefSeq names its product migration and invasion enhancer 1. The record is from RefSeq and is a predicted model, not a curated record. The transcript is spliced from 3 exons. Bases 171 to 458 code for a protein of 95 amino acids. NCBI's taxonomy places the organism in Eukaryota, Metazoa, Arthropoda, Insecta, Hemiptera, Delphacidae.